UUCAUUCAGAAAAAGAAAAAGGAAAAAGGAUAAUUGUGCUGUCAAAGAAGUUGAGAGUUUGGAUAACGUAAAAAAAAGGCGCGGUUAAGGAUGAGUCACACCGUCGCCGUCGAUCGUUGGGUUCUCAGUUCCGGCGCUUCCUCCUUUACCUCCACUUCCAACUUCUACUUCCCCACCACAUUCACUAGAAGCCCUCAUUUUGGCGGCAACAUAAUUCGAGCUUCCGCCACCACCAGCGGUUCAAAUGAAAGUGUAAUUUGCAAAUCGUUAUUAUGUGGAAGGAGAGCUUUACUGUCUUUAGCUACCUUGUCUCUCGUUAUGCCGUGUGAUAGAGUUAACAAUAGCUUUGCUGCUGAUGAGAGUUUUCGCUUAAGGGAAGAGAUCAGGAAGGUAUUAUCCAAGGGCAAGGCUGCUGGUGUACUUCGCCUUGUAUUCCAUGAUGCAGGAACUUUUCAAGUUGAUGAGAAAAUUGGGGGUAUGAAUGGCUCUAUAGUUUUUGAACUCGACAGACCCGAAAACAAAGGCCUUAAGAAAUCUAUAAAGAUUCUGGAGAAAGCAAAGAGUCAAAUAGGUGUUGUGCAACCAGUCUCGUGGGCUGAUAUAAUAGCUUUGGCUGGAGCAGAAGCUGUUUCAUUGUGUGGUGGACCUAGCAUCCCGAUUAAGCUGGGCAGAAUUGAUUCACUGGUGCCUGAUCCUGAAGGAAAACUUCCUGAAGAAUCACUUGAUGCUACUAGUUUGAAGCAAUGUUUUGAAAGAAAAGGUUUCUCAACUCAGGAACUUGUUGCCUUGUCUGGCGCGCAUACUCUAGGAAGUAAAGGAUUUGGGAAUCCAGUUGUCUUUGAUAAUGCAUACUUCAAGAUACUCAUGGAGAAGCCAUGGUUAUCCUCAGCUGGCAUGACUAGUAUGGUUGGCCUUCCUUCUGAUAGGGCACUUGUUGAAGAUGAUGAAUGUGUAAGAUGGAUCUCAAAGUAUGCUGAGGAUCAGAGUUUAUUUUUUGAAGAUUUCAAGAAUGCCUAUACCAAACUUGUUGACACUGGUGCAACUUGGAAGAAAUCAUUGUAGUCCUCAAGAUUAAUCAGCAAUACCUCGUCAUAGCCAGUGAGUUGUUUUGGUAUAAACAAGAUUCCAUGACACAACAACAAAUGCAGUCAAUGCCAAUUUUUGGUUACAUGGGCAAUCUUGCGAUAGGCAAAUCCUGAACGGAGAAGUUGCAGCUGAAGGUUAGAAAAUGAAAGAAUUACGACUUGGAAGAAAAAGAUGCAAAGUCAAAACUUUAAAGGAGAGGCUUGCCUCUCUCUACCAAUCAAUGUUUAAACUUGGCCCCCAUUGAUCAACAACAGCGUCUGCAAGCCACUACUUGUCCUACUCCUACAGGAUCAUAAGAAAUGUUAUCUUGUUCCACUUGAUCUAAAGAAAUGUAUGAGAACCAAAGGAGGGAAAAUGCAUGUAGUAGUAUAAUACAGCUUCAUUUUGGUGUUCAUAUCACUAUGUCAAAUUGUUUUCUGUAAACAUUGAGUGAUAUAAUUAUGUCCAGAGGGUAAUUUUACUAAUUAAAGGUUUUGAAGCCCCACUUAAAUCUCA
Molecule: messenger RNA, 1581 nt
Organism: Nicotiana tabacum (common tobacco)
Lineage: Eukaryota; Viridiplantae; Streptophyta; Magnoliopsida; Solanales; Solanaceae
Product: putative L-ascorbate peroxidase 6
Biological process (GO): hydrogen peroxide catabolic process; response to reactive oxygen species; cellular response to oxidative stress
Molecular function (GO): heme binding; peroxidase activity
Source: RefSeq, a predicted model, not a curated record